Molecule: messenger RNA, 588 nt
Organism: Colletotrichum gloeosporioides
Lineage: Eukaryota; Fungi; Ascomycota; Sordariomycetes; Glomerellales; Glomerellaceae
Exons: 3
Coding region: 1-588 (195 amino acids)
Source: RefSeq, a predicted model, not a curated record
AUGGUUCUCUCUAACGUCUUCACUUUGUUCUGGGUUAUGGUCCUUGCGGGCUGUGUUGCUGCCGCACCCUUGGAACCUCGCCAGUUUUCCGCACGUAUUACACUGGGUUAUAGGACGGUUAGCAAGGAGCAAGCCAAGCAGUACAAUGCCAAGGGGAGAAUCACCUUCGACCCUGCAAAGGCUCAAGGAAACCAGAUUGGCGUCGGCGUCUACACCACACCUGGCCCGGCCGAGUGGAAGGGGAACCCAGGAGACUGGUACUGCCACAUUACCGCCCGCAUGUCGACUGUGGAUUCCAUCCCGAAAGUCUGGGUCCCUAAGAAAUACUGGUGGAACAUCCAAAAGAUGUAUACGUGGGCGGACAAGGAAUUCACCCAGAAGACUAAGAAUUUCGACUUUGAUAAUGUCUUGCGCCUUUCGCAAAUCGGCGACUACGAGCCGACCAAGCAGCUUCUGAUCCCGACAUACCUGCUCUCCGGCAAGGGUAUGGACUUGAAAGUCACCUGCAAGGCUAAUUGGAAAGACCUUCCCUCGACCAAGCCGGUGGACUAUUCCAAAUGGCCCAAGGUCCUUGGCAUCCCUCAGUAG